Molecule: messenger RNA, 840 nt
Organism: Onthophagus taurus
Lineage: Eukaryota; Metazoa; Arthropoda; Insecta; Coleoptera; Scarabaeidae
Source: RefSeq, a predicted model, not a curated record
UUCCUUUUUCGUUACAGAUUAAAAUGGAACGUUGGGUGGGCAAAGUCGCCGUUGUUACGGGGGCUAGCGCGGGAAUGGGGGCCACAAUUUCGCAGUAUUUAGUCGAAAAAGGUAUGAAAGUGGUCGGAUUAUCGCGCAAAAUCGACCGAAUCGAGGAGUUAUCCAAAAAAUUGGCCGAAUUACAACACCCCGGACAUUUAUAUCCAUUCAAAUGUGACGUUAGCAGAGAAGACGAUAUUUUAAGAGCUUUUCGUUACGUUAAAGAUAAUUUAGGAGCUAUUAGUUUAUUAAUUAAUAACGCAGCGUUAACAAGAUCAACAAAUUUAAGUGAAGGAAAUACUUACGAUUGGAGAAAAAUCCUCGACGUAAACGUUUUAGGCUUAUGCAUUUGUACGAGAGAAGCGAUAAAAUCGAUGAAAGAAAACGAAAUUGAUGGUCAAAUAAUAAAUAUGAACAGCGUCGUGGGGCACUACGUCCCUUUGAUGACCGAACCCUUUUUAAACGUAUACCCAGCCUCAAAAUUCGCCGUUACGGCUUUAACGGAAACGUUGCGGCAAGAAUUACGUUAUUAUAAAAGCAAAAUUAAAGUAACUAGUAUAAGUCCUGGUGUUGUUAAAACGGUUGAUUCUUCCUCAAACGUUGAUUUAAACGAAGAAGAAACGAGCGAUUUACCUUUUUUACGCCCGGAAGAUGUUGCGCAAAGUAUAGGUUAUGUUUUGUCGACGGGGCCGAAUGUGCAAGUUCACGAAUUAACUUUAAGACCGAUUGGGGAGAUGUUUUAAAUACAACAAUAAGUAAUUAAGUUAAUAAACUUAUUAAUUUAAGUUGACAUAACCUCGC